AUGAAAAUAUUAAAACCGACAUGGGUAGAACAUAGUGGUUAUUCUAUAUUUUCAAUAGAUAUACAUCCAGAUGGAACUAGAUUUGCAACGGGUGGUGGUGAUAAUAAAGUAAAGAUAUGGAGUAUAGCACCGGUGGUUGUGGAGGAAGCCGAACUGGAUUCAAACGUACCGAGACUGUUGAAUUCUAUGGAGUCACACUAUGGUCCUGUGAAUUGUGUGAGGUGGUCGCGUGACGGAAAGUAUCUGGCGUCGGGUAGCGAUGAUAACUUGGUCAUGGUAUGGGGACUCACUUUGUCUGGUGGCCGCUCUUCGUUUAUCUCGGUGGGUAGCAGCACCUCUGAAAAAAUCGUAGAGAACUGGAUCUGUGUCUAUACACUCCGAGGCCAUUCCGCCGACAUCUCAGAGAUUGCUUGGUCACCCGAUGGAAAAUAUCUGGCAUCAUCAUCCUUUGAUAAAUCCAUUAUAAUUUGGGAUUGUCUGAAUAGUUUUAGUGGACAGCCGAUGUCCGUAAGCGAAAAAGCAAAGCUUAUUAAGCGUGCAUACGGAGAUGCUGUUCGUGUGGGAAACGAUGGCCAACUCAUUGUUGGAAUGAUGAUCGGAACAAGUGGCGGCGGUGGCGGAGUUGCUGGUGGCAGUGGGGUUGGUGGUGGCGGUGGUGGAGCGGAACUGUCAAUGUUGGCAGAGAAUCCAGAUCAACUGACAAUGGAAGACGAAACAUCCACCUCCUCCAAAAACAAUACAUCAACUACGACGACGUCAACAACAUCGGCAUCGGAUAUCGGUGUGCCAAUACAGAUACACCCAACACAAGUAGUUAAACAGCGUCAAAAGGAAACAAUCAUCAAUGGACGACGUAGAAUUACACCGUUGAACAUUGGAGGACCUGCCAGCUCACAAGCAAUCACCAAGCCAUCUCCACUCGCCAUACCCUCACAUCUAAAUCAUAAUUUAAACGGAACACCAACCAUCUCACCACAAUCAUCAACAACAGCAACAACAACAGAUAAUGAUAAUAACAAUAAUAAUAGUUUGGAACCAAUGGAUAUAACAGGAAAUAAUAAUAGCAGUUCAAAUUCUGAAAGUUUAUCAAAGAGUAAUACGGAUUCACCAACAACUCCAACAGCUAAAACUGUACAUCAACCACUCUCGGCAAUGUUAAAAGCAGCUAAACAACAACAGCAACAAACACCAAGGGAUAGCAGUGGUAGUAAGUCAGGAUCUGGAUCAACACAGACAACACCAACAGGAAGUACAAGUACAGGUAACAGCGAGGUUUUGGCAAAAAGAAGAAAUCUCGAGGUACAGGAAUCAACAAGUAAAAAGAAAACUAAAUCUUCAGCUUCGUCAUCGUCUUCUUCUACCUCAGCAUCGAAAGACAAAACAACAGCUUCGUCUUCGGCAUCAGACUCAUCUAGUAAACAUCAGAGUUCUGCAAACAAUCAAGCUGGAAAUGCACCGAUGUUCUUCAACGACAGACUUUCAUCGAUUCAAUUACAACCGGCAACUGGAUCCAAUCAUAUUUCCAAACAUCUUACAACUCACGACCAAACUAUACCAAGAUCAUCAUCAGCUUCGACAUCAGAUAACUUUAAUUUAAUUUUAGAUAUAAACAUUGUGGAGCAAGAACUACUGGAGUCAACUGAAUAUUUCUCCACGAUCCGUUAUCUGAAAGAUUCGAUCUUGUGGGAGAACAAAAUCAAUGGUAAAGUUUGUGUUGCCACUGGUAACCGUCAUUGGUGUGCCGUUGCAACUCACGAUGCAACUCUUCAUAUUUUCAACUACAACGGUGUCUCGAUUAUGUCCAACAUUGUACUGAGAAAUCAAGUGUCAUUUUUGGAGUCAAACAAUCAAUAUCAUCUGCUCAUAAUAACAUGCGACGGUUAUUUCAGUGUCUGGGAUAUCAAAAAGAGAAAAUGUGAAAUAUCAAAUAGAGAAUUACCAUUCUUUUUAAAUAGAGAUAAAUUAACAAUUAGAAAUGCAUUGGUGACUGAGGAAGGUAAACCUAUUAUUUCAAUGAGCAAUGGAGUGUCGUAUGUAUUUACCGAUACAGUUGGAGAGUGGAUAAAAAUUACCGAUAGAUUAGGUUCGCUUUCGGAGUUUAAUAGCAACGCUGAUACCACGAGCAUUGGAAUGCUCGCAAAGCUCCAACAGGCCGGAAAACCAAGCUCGGUGACUGAUCUCAUGACUCUCUCGAACGACCGUGCCUCACAGCUGCAGCUCUCGACAACAUUCCUCGAGAAGCAGCUGUUCCUCGCAACAAUAUUGUCAAGCCCGUCAGAGUACCGACACUGGCUGUUCACCUACGUAACACAUCUCACCAAUCACGCCAAUCAAUUGCGUCUCCAAGAGAUUUGCAACGAUCUUUUAGGUCCAUCUUGCAAUAACAAUAGUUUUAGUAAGAAUCUAUUUGAUAAUAUAGAUAAUAAUAGUAACAAUAACAAUAGCAACAAAAGUAAUAAUAAUAAUGAUAAUCAAGAUUUAUCAAAGCGUGAAUUACUUCGUGAACUCCUUCCAACGAUUGCAAAGAAUCGUACACUACAGAGAAUGGUUGGUCAAUAUAGAGAGUCACUCAAUCAAUUCACAUCCAACAAAGAUAAUUCUUUAGAUAUAUUAUUUUCAUAA
This is a messenger RNA of Heterostelium album PN500, 2622 nucleotides long. RefSeq names its product WD40 repeat-containing protein (gene hira). The record is from RefSeq and is a predicted model, not a curated record. Bases 1 to 2622 code for a protein of 873 amino acids. Lineage: Eukaryota; Evosea; Eumycetozoa; Acytosteliales; Acytosteliaceae. The transcript is spliced from 5 exons. Gene Ontology annotation, cellular component: HIR complex; nucleus. Gene Ontology annotation, molecular function: protein binding; nucleosome binding. Gene Ontology annotation, biological process: regulation of DNA-templated transcription; DNA-templated transcription; chromatin remodeling.